UGGGGAAACGUAAAAAAAGUAAACUGUCAAAUUUAUUUUUGUUUAUGAUUUAGUCAAUUACUCAUUUCAUUUGACAUCAAUCAUUUUGCUUUGGGCGAAUCGUACAUUUUUGCCAAAUAUUAUUCUGCAGUAAUAGUUUUAUAUUCCCGCUUCAAAAAUGACUGAAAGUCAGGAAAAUAUUUUCCUCUUUGUUCCUAACAUUAUUGGUUUUGGGAGAGUAAUCCUUGCAAUUAUAUCCUUUUAUUUUAUGCCAACACACUGUAUUUUGGCGUGUGUUUGCUAUGUUACUUCUGCCUUAUUGGACGCUAUCGAUGGGCAUGCCGCAAGAUACUUUAAUCAAAGCACGAAGUUUGGUGCAAUUCUGGAUCAACUUACUGACCGUGCGGGCACUGCUUGCCUCAUGAUGACCCUGGCAACAUUUUACCCACAGUACACAUUCUGGUUCCAAAUAUCCAUGGCGAUUGACAUCACAUGCCACUGGAUGUACCUCCACACUGUUACCCUGCAGGGCAAGGCUUCUCACAAGUUCAUUGACAUGUCUGAGAAUCCUAUCAUGCGCAUCUAUUACACAAACAAAUUGGUUCUCUUCUUCAUGUGUGCUGGUAAUGAGGCUUUCUAUGCUGCUCUCUAUGUAAUGUACUUCUACAGUGGACCUACAGUUCUGGGAGUUGGCCUGUACAAGCUGAUCGCUAUCAUCUCAGCACCGGUAGCUAUUGUGAAGGCUGGCAUAUCAGUUCUGCAGGGUGUUGUUGGAGCCAUCAACUUGUCGACCAUUGACAUCAAUGAGCGGGCCGCUCUGGCUGCUAAACAAAAGAAUUAAACACAAUACAACUAGGUCACAAGCAGAAUGUUAAUGCUAUUCAAAGAUUUGAAAUGCCCAUUUAAUUUGAAUUCAAUUUGAUUCCUAAAAUGUGCAUAAUAAAGUUAACUGUUAAAGUAAAGCUAGUCACCCAAGAAUUUACACUUAAGUUUUACAAAAAUCUGCUUUGGAUUAUUUAUUUCGUUAUUACCAAAAGGGUUAUUGUGAAGAUCGUGGUCUGCAUGUUUAUGUUGUAAGCACUUCAAGUUGUAAUAUUAUAUAUGUAACUGGUUUACAUUUAUUUCAAUAAUCUGCUAAUGUACAUGUCACUAACAAUACUAGUAGUUGCAUGGUGGUAAUUAACUCUGUUGUUAAUUUGUUAAUUUAUAAUUGUUUUAUUUUAUGUUAAUUCACUAUGAUUUAAUUGUUGAGACACAUGUAUAGUUUGCGAAUCUCCAUUUGUAAUGUUGCGAAUAUUAAUUAAGCUAGUUGUUUCUCGUAAACUAGUUGACAAAAAUACCAGGCCUUCCUCAAUGAGGUCUACUCCUAUUCAGUCUUCUUUGUGAGCUUGAACAAAAAUAAUAUUUUAUGGUUAUGGUAGUAUGUAAUUGGUUUCAUGUGGAUGUGAUGUCUUUGUGGUGCAAUUAUUAUAUAGUAGUAUGUAGUGUCUACCCAUUGAUCCAUCAUUACUGUUGUAAAAUGUGAACUUCCAGUAGGGAUAAUUGUUUUCUCAAGGGAAAGGUUUUCUACUUUCAUCGUAAUUUAAUCCAUUCGCAUUUAUUAUUCCGGGUUUUAUAGAUUUUUAUUUUUAGACACCUUUUUAUAUUUUCUUUUAAUUUAUUUACAUUCCAUCCAGUACAGAGUAAAAUAAUAAAUUUUAUCUUUGUUUUUUACUUUUAGUCUAAACUAUUUGUAUAACACAUGUUUACAUUACUUCAUUUUGGUAAAAGCAUGCUGUAAAACAUGAUAAUAUUUAUGACAGAGAAGAUAAAAAUAUAAUCUUUAUAUCUUUAAGAGGUGAUGCCAAUAAUGUUGCGAAACCUUUACAAGUAAGUGUUAAAAAUAAUGUUUAUUUGCUCUUAUUAUAUUUAUGAUCUGUUUCCUAUUGGUUUUGUUAUGAAAUAGAAGAGUGAUUGUGAAGUUAAAUAAACUUGUAAUUAAUAAUUGUCUAAUUUAUAUUACGUGAUUAUUUUAUCAACAAACUCUUAUUAUUUAAUUGAAAUAUCAAAGACAGUAUAAAUUACUUUCAACCACUCAUUAUAAUAUGAGCAAAAGGAAGAAGUGAUAAUCAUUAUAUACUUGUACGCAUUUUUAUGAACAAAUCUCUUCUUCAUUGAAGUAGAAUUAUAAAUGUUUAUGAUGUCAUCACAAUCUAGUUGGUUAUUAUGUUAGAAUGUGUGUGUAGGUGUACUUCCAAGUGUAUGAUAAUAUUGUACCUAUGUUUAUUCUAAAAUCGAUCUCUGGGCAAAAUAUAUUUAAUUUUAACAAAAGUGAAAUGAAUAAUGUUGUACAAUCUGGUAGGCUGAGCCUAAUAUUAUGUAUAAUUGAUAUUUGUAUAUUAUGUGUUGACCCCAAUAAAAGUGAAAAGUAA
Spodoptera frugiperda (fall armyworm) is the source of this 2390-nucleotide messenger RNA. It is a transcript of the gene Pis, whose product is annotated as CDP-diacylglycerol--inositol 3-phosphatidyltransferase. The record is from RefSeq and is a predicted model, not a curated record. Gene Ontology annotation, cellular component: Golgi apparatus; membrane. Gene Ontology annotation, biological process: phosphatidylinositol biosynthetic process. The transcript is spliced from 4 exons. Gene Ontology annotation, molecular function: CDP-diacylglycerol-inositol 3-phosphatidyltransferase activity. Bases 158 to 820 code for a protein of 220 amino acids. Lineage: Eukaryota; Metazoa; Arthropoda; Insecta; Lepidoptera; Noctuidae.